UAAAAGUGUGCUGUGAAAGCAGCACCAACUUAACGUCUGCAAGAAAAAAGCAGACAGACAUUUGGCUUAUAAUAGGAGGAGGUUCAGUAUAGUAGGAGGACAAGAAGGAGGAAUAACUCUACCUGAGAGAAUGAGCAAGGGAGACGAGUCGAGGCCGAGCUUCACAUCCCCGACCACCUCAGAGCUGCUGGGCCUUCUUCUGAAGAACCGACGGCCAACUGGCCCCUUCAACGAAGUUUGGCCAAGCAUAUACAUCGGGGACGCACAUACGGCUCAAGACAAACCAUUGCUGCUGGACCUGGGGAUCACGCACAUUCUGAACGCAGCUGAUGGGCCAUCCCACAUCGACACGGGAGCCGCGUUUUACUCCGACACGGACAUCCAGUACCAUGGGGUGGAGGCUCCCGACAGUAAAGACUUUGACCUCAGCCCAUACUUCCACCCCACUGCAGACUUCAUACACCAGGGCCUCUCACAAGGCGGUAAGGUGUUUGUGCACUGCGCUAGAGGCAUCAGUCGCUCUGCUGCUCUGGUGCUGGCCUACCUGAUGCUCUACGAGAGGCUGCCAUUGGCUGAGGCGGUGGUGGCAGUACGCAAGCACAGGAACAUCCUGCCCAAUGCUGGCUUCCUCAGUCAGCUGUGUAGUCUGGACCAGACUCUUGCGGCAGAGAGGAGCACACAGAGCCAAGGGCAAGCAGAUAAUCAUUGUGGCAUUUGCACUUCUAUGGAGCGCAUAAGAGGAACUUUAAAAGCUCAGCAACUGUAG
Molecule: messenger RNA, 766 nt
Organism: Engraulis encrasicolus (European anchovy)
Lineage: Eukaryota; Metazoa; Chordata; Actinopteri; Clupeiformes; Engraulidae
Product: dual specificity protein phosphatase 3-like
Exons: 5
Coding region: 131-766 (211 amino acids)
Biological process (GO): negative regulation of MAPK cascade; protein dephosphorylation
Cellular component (GO): cytoplasm
Molecular function (GO): protein tyrosine/serine/threonine phosphatase activity; MAP kinase phosphatase activity
Source: RefSeq, a predicted model, not a curated record